GGCACCUUUACCUUCACUUCCUGGUCCCAAGCCUCCCCUAAGAAGCUGCAAAGCCAGUGGGCCAGGCAGGAAUGCGGCAGGCAGGACUGGCACUCUUGGCUGUGGCUGUCUGCCUGGCUCUUCGGGGCACAAAAGCCGUACUUCCCUUAGCUUCCAGCUGCUGCACUGAAGUUUCACAGCAUAUUUCUAGAAGGCUUCUGGGAAGAGUGAAUUCAUGUCGCAUCCAGAGAGCUGAUGGAGACUGUGAUCUGUCCGCUGUCAUCCUUCAUAUCAGACGCAGGAGAGUGUGUGUCAGCCCGCACAACCACGUUCUUAAGCAGUGGAUGAAAGCGCAAGCAGCCAAGAAAAGAGGAAAAGGUGACAUUUGCCGUGAGAAGAAACACCCCAGCAGGAGGAACAGUAAAGGGACACAUCCGAAGGAGACAUGAAGGUGUCAUGCAAGUCCCUGCUGCGGCAUACUGGCAAGCUACAGACAUGAUCCAGGUGAACUCAGCCAUGGUUGGUGAUGACUUUGCUGUCUGAAUCUGCCUGUUGACAGGCAGCAGAGUUUUUAGUGAAAAAAAAGAAGUGAAGCACUUGUCUAACACGUGCAAGGCUCCAGUUCAAUCCCUAGCACCAAAACAAAACUAAUACAAAAACAUGUGCACAUGUGCACAGCAUACAAAUGCAGCCAAAAUACUCAACUAGAAAUGAAAUAUAAUACUCAUCUUCACAGAAUUUUCAGGAGGAUAAAAUAUAUAUAAUUUCUCUAAUUUUUUAUUAUGAAAUUUUCCACACAAUCUUUUCACUAAACCAUUGAACAGAGGUUGAAAACAUCAUGGUAUUUGUCUUAGUCUGUUUUCUGUUACAAAAACAAAAUACCUGAUACCAGGUAACUUAUAAGGAGUACAAGUUUAUUUGGCUAAGGGUUCUUGAGAUUGGGAAUUCCAAGAACAUGGUACUAGAAUCUGGUUGGCAUUUGGUAAGGAUUUUCUUGCUGUAAUCAACAUGGUGAAGGGCAUAAUGUGGCAAUGUGUAAACUGAGAUCUUCUCUUUCUUAUAAAGUCACAAUUGCCAUCAUAGGAAAACUACACUCACUAUCCUAAUUAACCUCAAUUACCUCAAAAUACCACCAUAUUAAUCUGAAGAUUAAGUUUCGGAUAAUCAUCCAAACCAUAGCAACCUUUCAUCCCUAAUUUCUUCUUAGUGUUGUAACUUGGCAUCCUCCAAGAGUAAACAAACACAUUUUCCUGCAUUAUCACUUUUACAAUGAUAUUGACAAUUUCAUCUAUUCCACAUUUAAGUUUCUUUGAAUGUUUCCAGAUAAUUUUGUUGAGUGCUUUCAAUCUAGAUUCACCACUUCCAUUAAUUUUUAUGUGGCUUUAGUAGUUGUUAAUCUGAGAAAGUCUCGUCCUCCCAGCUCCUUUACCCCUUCCCUUCCUUCCUCCUGUUCUUCCUUUUCCCUUCUCUCUCUCUCUUCCUCCCUCACUUCCUUCUUUUCCUUCCUUCAGGGCAGACUUUGUUUUUAGGUUGAUUUUCACUCUAGCCCAGGUUAACCUGGAACGUUAUAGCUCCAGGUUGGCCUCAAACCCACAAUGAUCUCAGCCUCCUGAAUGCCGGAACUAUAGGCAUGCCCAGCCAGCUUAGACCUUUAAAAGAGAAAAGGUUAGGAUAUUUUUCCUAUUACAAAUUUGUCUGAUUAGGUUCUCAUGAUCAGGGUCAGGCUUUUCCGUUUCUUUGCUUUCUAUGAGAAUUUGAAUAUUUCUUGUGUUAUUUACAGUACACGAACAUUAGCAUUUAAUUUCCCAAAUAGAAAAGUCUAAGGUGAGUAGUAAUGCAAACAUAUAGUUUGAACAGUUAGUAUCACAUGUAAGUACAAUGAUUGAGAUGGGGAGGUAAUAUGAUGGAGAAUGGAAUU
Molecule: messenger RNA, 1897 nt
Organism: Jaculus jaculus (lesser Egyptian jerboa)
Lineage: Eukaryota; Metazoa; Chordata; Mammalia; Rodentia; Dipodidae
Gene: Ccl28
Product: C-C motif chemokine ligand 28
Exons: 3
Coding region: 72-428 (118 amino acids)
Biological process (GO): cell chemotaxis; positive regulation of cell-matrix adhesion; immune response
Cellular component (GO): extracellular region
Molecular function (GO): chemokine activity
Source: RefSeq, a predicted model, not a curated record